AUGGCUUUCACUUCCUCACUUUCUUCCGCGCUUCGUGUUUUUAAGACUUUGGUUCUUUCUGUUACACCACAUGCGCGCUUGACGCUGGCGUCUAAGCCGCAUGAUUAUGACGAGAUUUUGAAGCGGACGAUCCGAGAGACGAAGUUUUAUGCUGAAACGCUCCUUGCAGUUCUCUUUUUCGUUGAGAACCAAAUGCUCAUCUCGACAACGGUUGCGUGUCUCCUUUUCUGUCUCAUCAUCUAUAUUGCAUUAGAAGCGAUGACUGGGGACUCACUUCAUAAAUGGAUAGACGAAUUUCCCUGUGGUCGCGUCAUCCUUGCAUGCAUAACUAAACUCCCCGCCAUCACCGUGUUAUAUACUAUUUCCGCAAUGGCGUGCAUGCAGUGGAAUUCCGUCGCAACGAAGAUCGUGCUCUGCGUAUACGGAGGUGUGAUACUUCUUAUUGGCCUCGUUGCGCAUUUGAGGGUCCAUGUCCUGGCCAAGGAUGCUUGCGUAGCCUUUGCGAAGGGCGUAAAGAGUGGUUUUAAGCGUUUGUUCGGUGCCAGGACGAACUGUAUGGUUGACAUCGAGACUGGAAGCAUGAAGUCGGAUGAGAGCGAAACCGAUGGUGCCAGUGUGGUGAAGAAAGCGGGCUCGAUAGUGGUUCAUGUUGAAUUUGUUUGAUCUUCAUGGUUCUUUUCUUUUCUUCUCGGGGUCUCCUCAUGGAAUUGUUUUUAUGAUCUUGUACGACUUUGCAAAUCAUUUUCCCUUUCUCUCCUAAACUAUCUUCUCCACGCUCCAUUCAUUCACACAUUGUACUUUUAGGUUUUACAUUUGAUUUAGGCAAUCAAGCAUCAUUCA
Fomitiporia mediterranea MF3/22 is the source of this 840-nucleotide messenger RNA. RefSeq lists its product as uncharacterized. Lineage: Eukaryota; Fungi; Basidiomycota; Agaricomycetes; Hymenochaetales; Hymenochaetaceae. The record is from RefSeq and is a predicted model, not a curated record. The transcript is spliced from 4 exons. Bases 1 to 663 code for a protein of 220 amino acids.